Molecule: messenger RNA, 2017 nt
Organism: Pseudonaja textilis
Lineage: Eukaryota; Metazoa; Chordata; Lepidosauria; Squamata; Elapidae
Source: RefSeq, a predicted model, not a curated record
CUAGAAGAAGCGCUGCCUGCCCGCCGGAGCCAGAGCGGAGCGCCAGCAUGCGGAAGGCGGCCCGGCCCAAGAGCCCCGGCAAACCAAAGGAAGCCACCUUCAAUGCGGAGGAUGGUUACGUGAAAAUGUUCCUCCGGGGACGCCCCAUCCCCAUGUUCGUCCCCGAUGCCGUGGUGGCCACCUACAGCCUGGACACCAAGCUGGACCUGCCCCACAAGAAGCUGAAGCUGGACUGGGUAUACGGGUAUCGGGGCCGUGACUGCCGGUCCAACCUUUUCCUGCUGCCCACGGGAGAGAUUGUCUAUUUCGUGGCUGCCGUGGCCGUCCUUUACAGCGUGGAGGAGCAGAGGCAGCGCCACUACCUGGGCCACACCGACGAUAUCAAGUGUUUGACCGUGCAUCCAGACAUGGUGACUGUGGCGACCGGACAGGUGGCCGGGGCGUCAAAGGACGGCAAGGUGUUGCCGCCCCAAGUGCGCAUCUGGGACUCCGUGAGCCUCAACACCCUCCACGUCCUGGGGCCCGGACCGUUUGACCGAGCAGUGACCUGCGUGGGAUUCUCCAAAUCUAACGGGGGCGGCCUCCUGUGCGCCGUGGACGACUCCAACGACCACGUCCUCUCCGUCUGGGACUGGCAGAAGGAGCAGAAACUGGCCGACGUGAAGUGCUCCAACGAAUCCGUCCUGGCCGCCACCUUCCACCCCACGGAGCCCUCCCUCCUCAUCACCUGCGGGAAAUCCCACCUCCACUUCUGGACCCUGGAAGGCAGCAGCCUCAGCAAGCGGCAGGGCAUCUUUGAGAAACACGAGAAGCCCAAGUACGUUCUCUGCGUGGCCUUUACGGAGAACGGGGACACGGUGACCGGAGACUCGGGGGGCAACCUCUACAUCUGGGGCAAAGGGGGGAACCGGAUCUGCCACGCGGUGCCAGGCGCCCAUGAGGGGGGCAUCUUCGGCCUCUGUGUGCUGCGGAAUGGGACCAUCCUCACGGGGGGCGGCCGAGAUCGGCGGGUGGUGCUUUGGGGACGGGAUUACCAGAAGCUGCAGGAGAACGAGGUCCCGGAUGGCUUCGGGCCAGUGCGCACCAUUGCGGAAGGGAAGGGCGACUCGCUCUUUGUGGGCACCACACGCAACUCUGUGCUGCAGGGCUCCCUGCUGACCGGCUUCUCUCUGCUGGUGCAGGGACACACGGAAGAGCUUUGGGGCCUGGCCACCCACCCCUCCCUGGACCAGUUCCUGACCUGCGGGCAGGACAAGCAGGUGCACCUGUGGAGCGUGGCCUCCCACCAGCCGCUGUGGAGCAAGGGGGUUGAGGAUGCGGCUCGCUCGGCCGGCUUCCACCCCAACGGCUCGGUCCUGGUGGUGGGCACGGUCACGGGCAGGUGGCUAGUGCUGGACACGGAGACCCGGGAUCUGGUGGCCAUUCACACGGACGGAGGAGAGCCCAUCUCCGUGGUCAGCUUUUCCCCAGACGGGAAGUACCUGGCUUUGGGGUCCCACGACAACUUCGUUUACAUCUACCUGGUUUCCGAGGGUGGCAGGAAAUACGGCCGGGUUGGCAGAUGCUCAGGCCACUCCAGCUUCAUCACCCACCUGGACUGGGCCUCCGACAGCAGCUGCUUGGUCACCAAUUCGGGGGAUUAUGAGAUUCUGUACUGGGACCCCUCCACCUGCCGGCAAAUCACCAGCGCCGAGGCUGUGCGCAACCAGGAGUGGGCUACCGCCACCUGCGUGCUGGGCUUUGGGGUGUUUGGGAUCUGGCCUGAGGGGGCGGAUGGCACCGACAUCAACGCAGUGUGCCGUUCCCACGAGGGGAAGCUCCUGGCGUCAGCCGAUGACUUUGGCAAAGUGCACUUGUUCUCCUACCCUUGUUGCCAGCCACGGGCCCCCAGCUACACUUACAGCGGCCACAGCAGCCACGUCACCAACAUCGCCUUCCUCCACGAUGACAGCCUGCUGCUUUCCACCGGUGGGGUGGACACCAGUGUCCUCCAGUGGCGCCUCGUGUAGGGAGGGAG